AUGGCGACGAGGAACGGCACGAGCAAGGCCGUGCCCGGCACGCUCCUGCUGGUCGUGCACGACUUCCACGCAAGAAGCAACGACGAGUUGACCUUGGCCAAAGGCGACAGAGUGGAACUGAUCGAGAGAGAUGACGACUUUGGCGAUGGCUGGUUCCUCGGCCGGAAUCUGACCAGCGGAGGCAACGGACUGUUCCCUGAAGUCUAUACCACACCUGCCCCCAAGGGUACGCUGACCACGCCCAACAAGUUCCGCCCAAAUAGCGCCUCCAACAAUGCUCCGCUCAUUGCCGCGCAGGGUGCUGUCGCCGCCCUGGCUGCUUCGUCCAAACCGCAACAACCCGCACCCACCGCCGCUCAGACGGGCGAUUCGGACGUCAUGAGCCCGCAGCCUCCAGUAGCGUCAACGGUCCUGCGCACGUCCUUGCCCGGUCCCGCAACAGCAGGCGCGAGAAGCUUCACAAUCACCUCGGACUCCCCGGUCAUGAGCGAGACGCUCUCCGUCAUCGAUGAGCAUAUCACCGACAUGAAGUCGCCGCGCGCAUCCUAUGCCAACGGAAACAAACGCGACACCGUGAGCAGCGCCUACUCAUCUCAGCCCCCACUUAUACGCCAAUCCUAUAUUGCCGGCCAUGAGACCGAUGAAGAAGAACAAGCUACGCACGGUGAAGAUGAGGUAAUGGGGUGGAGUCCAGCACGUGUGGCCGAAUACCUCGAGGAUCACGGUGUGGAGAAGGCGCAUUGCGAAGUGUUCAUCGAGCAAGAGAUCAGUGGGGAGGUUUUGCUGGCAAUGGAUCAGAACAGCCUGUUUAUCAAGGAGUUCGAGCUUGGUUCGGUGGGGCGAAGGUUGAAGACGUGGCACAAGAUCAAAGCGUUACAAGACGAAGUCAAGUCUUCACCCGCACAGGAUGCAGAACGAAGCGCUUCAGAAUACUCGCUCCCGCUGGAGGACGACAGCAACAAAUUCGACUCGGGUAGAAACCGCAGUUCGACGAUUGGAGCUCCUUCUCUGCCGAGAGCACUUACCACCAAGCGAGCGAGUGGAGACACUGCCCCUCCCAUGCCGGUUAGGAGCAGCACGCUACAAACACGCCACAUCUCGCACUCGGCGACACCGUCCAUGACCAUGGGCAAGCGCGAUAGCAUGGGCGUAUCACCACUUCAAAGUAUGACGGCGAUUUCCGCACGUCCAGAGAACACCUUUAGACCAUCUGCGCAGAGCGUUCGCAACAUGAACCACUCUCGCAGACACUCCAGCAUCGACUCGACAUCCACGGACGGUGCAAAUCGUUUGAGCCACAGGAAGCAGCCGUCAAUCGAUCAGAAAUGGCAACCUGGACAGCCGGUUAAUGGCCGGCAUGGACACACCACAAGCUACGACUCGCAGUUUCCGCAGCGCAAGUCCAGCAUUGUGGCUCCUUCGUCCCCAAGCGACCUUGAUCGUGGCUACUUCUCUUCCAACGAAGCCGAGACACGCAACAGGAGGAGUGUCUUGGUUAAGCGCAAUUCGGCCGCCAUCAGCCCAGUCCAUUCAAGAAACAGCAGCGUUCUGGGCAAUGGCGCGCAUCCAGGGCUCAUCGCUGACACUGAAGGAUACCGAGAUCCCGUCAGCCCGAUUGUCCCAUCGUCGCAUCACGUCAACGCAAUGAAUGCGGUAAAGCAGAAGUUUGGAGGCUAUAGAUCUGCAACCACACCAGGCGCUAACGGCUCAUCGAAAACAUCGGCAGCCAGUCCGAUUAGCCCCGUGGUGACGAGACUCGAUUCUGACAGCAAACAAUCGCUCAACGCAAUCGCUGCAAGCCCGACUAAGAUUGAAGACAAUGCCAGCGAGGCGUCUAGCGAGAAGCCCACUCCUAGUCCUUCUGGUAUCAACCUCAGCAUGUUCUCUCAGGCAAAGGCCAAAUUCACCGGAAAGCGAUCUAUAAGUGAUGCGAUCACCAAAGACGAGAAGGUGGUGUCACCGAUCAAAGUCAGCUCUCCAACACGGACAGGCACGGGCUCAUCUACGCCAAGCACCGAGAACCGAAGCCUGGACAUCACAAAAACCGAUACGGCCAUUACACGCGAAUCAACGGGUUCUGGCAACAAUCUCCUGCCGCCGCCACCUCCUAGCACGAAGAGACCGCGAGCAAAGUCAAAGAAGACUACCUCGGCGUACACACGUGGUCUGGAGAAGAAGACGCCUCAUGAGCAGAUGCUGACCUGUGACUACUCUGGCUGGAUGAAGAAGAAGAGCGGGUCCUUGAUGGCUACUUGGAAGACACGGCUGUUCAUUCUUCGAGGCCGCCGUUUGUCUUACUAUUACAGUACUGACGAUACGGAGGAGAAGGGCCUCAUCGACAUUUCCUUCCAUAGAGUCCUUCCCGCGGCGAACGAGACGCUCACCGGCGUACUUGCUACAGUCACUGGAGCUGGAGGAAGUCCUUCUAGCCCCACUACUGCAUCGUUCCCUACCAUCGCCCAACAGGACCUCAGGAAUCACCCCCCGAAGAACGAUGAAGACGACGAAGGCACCUUCAUCUUCAAGCUUGUACCGCCCAAGGCUGGUCUGGCCAAGGGUGUCACCUUCACCAAACCGACUGUGCACUACUUCGCCGUCAACUCUCGUCAAGAAGGACGACUUUGGAUGGCCGCUCUCAUGAAGGCCACAAUCGACAGAGACGAUACUGGCGUGGUCACUACGACAUACAACCAGAAGACCAUCAGUCUUUCGAAGGCUCGAGCUAGGCGCGAACGUCCUCCAGCACUGAAGGAAGAAACCGUCGAUGGCCGCGCAGAGCUUGACGCGGGAGACGAAUCGGGCGACGAGCAAGGCCUUGGCAUCAAUGGGCUGAACGAAAAGGGAUCGACUGUUGCUGGUGCCGAGCAGGAAAAGCAAGUCAACCCUGAAGAUGCAAGCUCGAUCGUGGCCAGCACUGUGACCGUCAGCGAGCCCGAUGGCCUCAACGGGAAAGAGCGAGAAGCAAUUGCUCUCAACUCAUGA
This is a messenger RNA of Zasmidium cellare ATCC 36951, 2982 nucleotides long. RefSeq lists its product as uncharacterized. Gene Ontology annotation, cellular component: plasma membrane. Gene Ontology annotation, biological process: actin cytoskeleton organization. The transcript has 3 exons. Gene Ontology annotation, molecular function: protein binding. Bases 1 to 2982 code for a protein of 993 amino acids. The record is from RefSeq and is a predicted model, not a curated record. Lineage: Eukaryota; Fungi; Ascomycota; Dothideomycetes; Mycosphaerellales; Mycosphaerellaceae.